ACUCGGGUCCGAGCCCAGCACCAUGUCUGAACUGGAGAUCGCCAUAGGCAUGCUCAUCGACGUGUUUGCCCGGUAUGCGGGGGCCGACGGCAACAGGCAGAGCCUGAGCAAGGGCGAGCUGAAGGUGCUCCUGGAGAAGGAGCUCCCCGGCUUCCUGGAGAGCGGACGGGACAAGGACACCGUGGAGAAGCUGCUCAAGGACCUGGAUGCCAACGGCGACGCCACCGUGGACUUCAACGAGUUCAUCGUGUUCGUGGCCGCGCUCACGUCCGCCUGUCACAAGUUUUUCCAGCAGGAGGGAGCCAACUGACGCCCUGCGGACCAGGUGCCUGCCCGGGCACAGGGAGCGACCCCGGCCCCGGGAAGCUCUUGGCGGCGAUGAUUUAUUUCUCUGGGCUGCGGAGCGAGCUGAUGGCCACCUGAUUAAUAAAAUGCUUGUGAAAUGA
Messenger RNA from Miniopterus natalensis, 446 nucleotides. It is a transcript of the gene S100P, whose product is annotated as S100 calcium binding protein P. NCBI's taxonomy places the organism in Eukaryota, Metazoa, Chordata, Mammalia, Chiroptera, Miniopteridae. Gene Ontology annotation, molecular function: calcium ion binding; transition metal ion binding; calcium-dependent protein binding. The record is from RefSeq and is a predicted model, not a curated record. Gene Ontology annotation, cellular component: extracellular exosome; cytoplasm. Gene Ontology annotation, biological process: endothelial cell migration.